Messenger RNA from Nerophis lumbriciformis (worm pipefish), 1956 nucleotides. NCBI's taxonomy places the organism in Eukaryota, Metazoa, Chordata, Actinopteri, Syngnathiformes, Syngnathidae. The record is from RefSeq and is a predicted model, not a curated record.
AUGGAUGAACUGCUGCCUUACUUUUAUAACGCCUGCAUAGAGGUCCUGGACGUAGUGGCCCCAUUCAAACAGACACGCACCAAACCAACCAGGCAGCUGAACGACAACACCCGCGAGCUCAGACGUUUUGGGCAGUGGUAUGGAUUUUUUUCUGAAGAAACAUCCCAUAGUAUACAUUCACCUUGUACGACGUCUACGGGAAAUUAUUUCCUUCCCGGUCCGUCGUCCCCCUCGCACCCCCCACUCCUUGCUCCCCGGCUCCCACCGCCCUCCACUCGGCUACGCAGUGUAAACCCAGUGUUCCAGCGGAAUGUUGGACUCCCUGACCUCCAUUGCAGUUCACUGGGUUCAGCCUGGCCGGGCUGUGCUCCGGCAUCAGCACUGGGUCCGACGGCACCUCCGCUGGCAGCGCGCCCAGACACGCCCCUGCUCAAGCUGAGCGCAGCACGCCCACGCAGCGACAAGGCUGCAGGCAAUCUCGGAUCAGCGCACCUGGACCUAAUGAGAGGGAGCGACAUAAAGACCAGCGGACCCAAGGAACCUUUGCCAAAACAUCGCUCAUCUGCCCAUGUCUUCCCUGUCAUAUGUGAUCGUGUUUUGCCUCACGACGUCCAUCCGGAUCUCUGACUGCCUUCCUUGAUCCUCGACCCCUGCUCGGACACGGACUACGCUGCCACUUUCCUACCCUCGACUGCUUACCUUCUUACGGACUGCCUCACCGCCUUGGCCCCUUGACUCGACGAAAGAUCCAUCCAACACUCACAGACAACAAACUCUGGUAAUACUUACAUGGUUAAUUCUACACAUCGUCUACACCCAUUCACUUAGAGUAGCAUACACACGCCACUCACUCAUCAAAGGUUUCAAUAAACCUUGUUCAGCCUUGGUUGUCGCCUCCUUCCCUUCUCAGUACACAACAGUACGUUCUGGCCAAAACAUGUCGGAACCAGGCGUCACCGGCAAGCCCCAGUCCCGGUCCCCCAGAACAUCUGACCUGGCUAUCCUUAGCUCCGUCGUGAGUGAACACCAGGUUCGUCGCUGUCUUUGCCAGCAAGUCUUCAAUAAGAGUAAAAGUAAUGUUAGAUGUUUGUUUAUCCAUUUCAUUCCUCAUUUGUAUGUAUUUUACAUUUUCUGCAUGUAAAUCUUAAAAACCUAAUGUCUUUUGCGUGUCUGGAUUUAAUUGGAUUUUAAUACAUUUUUAAGGGAGACAUUUACUUCAGUUUUAGUACCGAGGUACCACUGUAACUGAACUUUUUCCAAAUCAUUGAAUGAUGUGCAAUUUAUGAAAUAGCAAGUACUAUUAGUGGGCGUGUUGUGUGUGAUCUACCAACACUGUGUGUGCAAUUGAAAAGUAGUGCAGACCACCUUAUAUAAAUUGGGAUUUUGCGUGUACUCUUUUACUCAUUUAUGUUGUCAUAUUCCUUCCUACCUGUUGUGUUUUGCCAUGUUUUCAAACAAGCAGGAGACAUCUACCACUUGUUAUGGGCAUUUUAGAAGCAGCCCUGCAGUAUAUCUACAGUGAAGCCACUUCUUUUUUUUACUGCCAAAGGUGUGCUCUUUGGUGAGAGGCUGGACUUACUCUGCUCACGACGCAAAAUAAUGUAUACGUAAUAAAGUGUUUUUCAUAUGAAAAAAUAUUUUAAUAAUAUAUAUUCUAUGUGAAAAAAACUAACGUCAACAAAAAAACGCAUCGAUUGAAUUUGUUUUAAUCAGCCCUCAAGUCUUCUAGAAGCUAUGGAAUUAUAAAAUGAUGUUGAUGAAUAGCCCAUAUGUCAAUUUUUUUUUUUUCUGACCGUCCAAAAUGUGAACAGACUAACAUUCUCGUCUGUUUGUGCAGUCGUCUGUGGAACUGUUAGUUUGCACCUGCUUCUGACUUGUGCUAAAUAAAACGCAAAAUAGUGCUCGUUAAACGGCAAAGAGUGUUGACAAAUCACAUUGUGCGUGCUAAAUAUUUAU